This is a messenger RNA of Chrysochloris asiatica (Cape golden mole), 965 nucleotides long. RefSeq names its product survival motor neuron domain containing 1 (gene SMNDC1). NCBI's taxonomy places the organism in Eukaryota, Metazoa, Chordata, Mammalia, Afrosoricida, Chrysochloridae. The record is from RefSeq and is a predicted model, not a curated record. Gene Ontology annotation, molecular function: RNA binding. The coding region runs from base 1 to 717 and encodes 238 amino acids. The transcript has 5 exons. Gene Ontology annotation, biological process: regulation of alternative mRNA splicing, via spliceosome; mRNA processing. Gene Ontology annotation, cellular component: cytoplasm; nucleus; precatalytic spliceosome.
AUGUCAGAAGAUCUUGCAAAGCAGCUGGCCAGCUACAAAGCUCAGCUCCAGCAAGUUGAAGCUGCGUUAUCUGGAAAUGGAGAAAAUGAAGACUUGUUAAAAUUGAAAAAAGAUUUACAAGAAGUUAUAGAACUAACCAAAGACCUUCUUUCAACUCAACCUUCGGAAACUCUUGCAAGUUCAGACAGUUUGGCUUCUACGCAGCCCACUCAUUCAUGGAAAGUAGGAGACAAGUGUAUGGCGAUCUGGAGUGAAGAUGGACAGUGUUAUGAAGCCGAGAUUGAGGAGAUAGAUGAAGAAAAUGGCACCGCUGCAAUCACCUUUGCUGGCUACGGCAAUGCUGAAGUGACUCCGCUGUUGAACCUCAAGCCUGUGGAAGAAGGAAGGAAGGCAAAGGAGGACAGUGGCAGCAAACCCAUGUCAAAAAAAGAAAUGCUUGCCCAGCAGCGUGAAUAUAAAAAAAAGAAAGCUUUGAAAAAAGCACAGAGAAUAAAAGAACUUGAGCAGGAAAGAGAGGACCAGAAGGUGAAAUGGCAGCAGUUCAACAACAGAGCCUAUUCUAAGAACAAAAAAGGCCAGGUGAAGAGGAGUAUUUUUGCUUCACCUGAAAGUGUCACUGGCAAAGUUGGAGUUGGGACUUGUGGAAUUGCAGAUAAACCUAUGACACAAUAUCAGGAUACGUCCAAAUACAAUGUCAGGCAUUUGAUGCCUCAGUAAUCAGAAAAACUGUUGGAUUUCAUCUUCACAGGGCUUUACAUUUACCUUUUUAUUCUUAUAUUUUUCUAAAGGUAAAUUAUUUGUUAGAUGAGUAAGGAAGAAUACCAUUGUCACCACUGACUUCAGUAGAAUGAAACUUGAAGAAAUUGCAAUUGAUAACUGCUAUUCAUUCAACUUUCUUCAUUACUACCACCACGAUUCCCUAAACAUUUAUUGAAUAAAGCGACUUUUCUAGGUAGACACUGCUU